Molecule: messenger RNA, 9966 nt
Organism: Ahaetulla prasina
Lineage: Eukaryota; Metazoa; Chordata; Lepidosauria; Squamata; Colubridae
Gene: PSME4
Product: proteasome activator subunit 4
Exons: 47
Coding region: 1448-6697 (1749 amino acids)
Biological process (GO): proteasomal ubiquitin-independent protein catabolic process
Cellular component (GO): cytosol; spermatoproteasome complex; nucleus
Molecular function (GO): proteasome binding; peptidase activator activity
Source: RefSeq, a predicted model, not a curated record
GGUAAUCAAUCUCUUGAGAAAUGAGAUUAAUACAUACAGGGAAGUUAAAUUCUCUCUGGAAUGUAUAUGAUGUACUAGACCUGGAUGAAGAUAAUCAAUCUCUUGAGAAAUGAGAUUGAUUAAUACAUCCAGGAAAAUUAAAUACACUCUGGAAUGGAUAUAUGGUGUCAUCAGAAUUGCUGUGAUUGUGUAUGGAAGCAGUUCAUAGGUUAUUGAUAAUUGGCUGUUAUACUAUUUUGAAUGAUGAUUCUGGGGGAACCAGGGAUGAAUAGUUGGAAAUAGUAUUCAGUAUUCUGAAUUAAUGCAAUGCAGGGUAUAGUUUUGGUUUUGAUUGUGGAUUUGAAUUUGAUUGUGGAUUUGAUUUGACUGUGACAUGCAGUACAGAAAAUGUAUUGAACAAUUCAGAAACUCAAAGAUGAAUGAGAAUGGUGAUUAUCUACUUAGAAAAAAAUGUUCAUUUCAAGUAUAUGGUUUGUAUGUGUAUAUCCAUAUACACAUCCAUAUAUAUCCGUACAAAUGGAAAAGGAAUGAAUCAAAAGCAUGAUUAAAUGAUUAUGUGCAAUAAAAGAGAAUGAAUGAGAGUGUGUGCAAGAGGUUCUGGUUGUUAUUUAUUUUUUUAAGGGGGAACCAUUAGUUGGUAGUAUCAGGAAUGGAUUUGGGGAAGAAAUGGAAAGAACUGAAAGAAAUCAAUAUGAAAAACUACAAGUAGUCAACUUAUGAGUAUGAUUGGAACUGGAAUUUCAGUCAUUGAACAAAGUGGCUAUUAACAUUGUGUGUUGUGUCUGCGCCCUCCGAGCCGGGCCUCCUGCCAGAAAGUGACUUGGAGCUGGGCCUGUUGCCAGAAGGUGACUUGGACAGUGAGGGGGAAGGGCCAUCAGGACUUACCUCGGGAGCACUGGCUUCCCUGGCUCAGCUCCAGGAGCCAGAAGCAGGCCAGGUGAAAGAGAUAACGAGGCCUCCUUCCCCUGACUCUUCCCCCCCCCCCGCCACGCCUGCAGACCCAGCUUAUAGCAAUCAGGCUUGGUUUCAUAGGCAGGAGAGGAGGGAACAACAGAAGCAAGGGUGGGGCAGGCCUAGGAAGUGCUGAGUCAUGGAGCCACACCCCACAGGAUAUAAAAGGCAGCCAGAGCUGCUGUGUCUCUUUGUAACAGGCAAAUCCACUGAUUAAGAGCUGAAGUUUGUUUCUAGGUGACUCACCAGUGUCGUGGAAGAUAACGGAGGCUCUUGGCAGAUGCUGGCUAUUCUGCUGCCAGAGCUGAUAGUGACGGCUAAUUAAGCCAUCAUUCGGACGGAGGCGAGGGAGGACAGAACAUUAUGUGACUGCUUCUUUCAACAAUGAGAAUCCUGGUAUCUCCGGCUGUAUGGGAGAAAUUUUAGUAAAGAAGAUCACGUUCUUUUCAUUAAGCUGUUGUAUGAACUAGUAACUAUUCCAAAAUUGGAGAUCAGCAUGAUGCAAGGUUUUGCUCGACUUUUAAUAAACUUGUUGAAAAAAAAAGAACUUUUGUCAAGAGAUGAUUUAGAAUUGCCCUGGAGACCACUUUAUGAAAUGCUGGAACGUAUAUUGUAUUCUAAGACAGAACAUCUUGGAUUAAAUUGGUUUCCAAAUUCAUGUCGACCAGGCUUGUCUUCACCUAAAACAUUUGUGCUUAAUGUUUUACAUAGGUGCUCAGUAGAAAGUGUUUUGAAGACUCUUGUGAAAAAUUGUCGACUUUAUUUCCCAGAAAGUGCCACAGCAGAGAUGUUAGACGAAUGGCGGCCAUUAAUGUGCCCUUUUGACGUUACCAUGCAAAAAGCUAUCACUUAUUUUGAACUGUUUCUACCUACCACUCUUCCUCCAGAGUGCCAUCACAAAGGUUUUAAGCUCUGGCUUGAUGAAUUUCUAGGCCUUUGGGUUUCAGUUCAAAAUCUUCCACAAUGGGAAGGGCAUUUAGUAAACCUUUUUGCACGUUUGGCCACUGAUAACAUAGGCUACAUCAACUGGGAUCCCUAUAUUCCAAAGAUAUUUACUAGAAUACUACGUAGCUUGAAUCUUCCAGUAGGAAGCAAUCAGAUGAUGGUUCCACGAUUCCUAACAAAUGCUUACGACAUAGGGCAUGCAGUUAUGUGGAUCACAGCUAUGAUGGGCGGACCAAGCAAGCUUGUACAAAAGCAUUUGGCUGGAUUAUUCCAAAGUAUUGCAUCUUUCUAUCAUCCCUCAAAUAAUGGUCGCUGGUUGAACAAGCUAAUGAAGCUACUUCAGCGUCUACCCAGUAGUAUAGUCAGAAGACUGCAUCGUGAGCGCUAUAAGAAGAUGAGCUGGCUGACUCCUGUGCCCGAUAGCCAUAAGCUUACUGAUCAGGACAUAACAGAAUUUGUAGAAUGCAUUAUACAACCUGUCCUGCUGGCAAUGUUUAGCAAAACUGGAAGUUUAGAGGCAGCCCAAGCAUUACAGAAUCUUGCACUAAUGCGUCCUGAGUUGGUAAUCCCACCAGUACUUGAAAAAACAUAUCCCGCACUAGAGACAUUAACAGAACCUCAUCAGCUGACAGCUACGUUAAGUUGUGUAAUUGGUGUAGCUCGUAGCCUGGUAUCUGGGGGCAAGUCAUUUCCUGAAGGUCCAACACAUAUGUUGCCUCUGUUGAUGAGAGCAUUGCCUGGUGUGGAUCCAAAUGAUUUUAGCAAAUGCAUGAUCACAUUCCAGUUCAUUGCAACAUUUUCUACUCUCGUGCCUUUAGUGGAUUGUUCAUCAGUACUACAAGAGAGAAAUGAUCUCACAGAGGUGGAGAGAGAACUGUGCUCUGCUACUGCUGAAUUUGAAGAUUUUGUACUGCAGUUUAUGGACAGAUGUUUUGGACUCAUAGAAAGCAGCACAUUGGAGCAAACAAGAGAGGAGACUGAAACAGAAAAGAUGACUCAUUUAGAAAGCUUAGUGGAACUAGGACUAUCUUCUACAUACAACACAAUCCUCACACAGUGCUCAAAAGACAUAUUUAAGGUUGCCUUAGAGAAGGUUUUCAAUUUUGCUGUCUCAAAUAUUUUUGAGACAAGAGUGGCUGGUCGAAUGGUGGCUAAUAUGUGCCGAGCUGCAGUGAAAUGCUGUCCAGAGAAGUCUUUGAAGCUUUUUGUACCCCAUUGCUGUAGUGUUAUAACACAUCUCACUCUCAAUGAUGAUGCGUUACAUGAUGAAGAAUUAGAUAAAGAACUCCUUUGGAAUCUUCAACUUUUAUCAGAGAUCACUCGUGUGGAUGGGAAGAAGUUGCUGCCAUACAGGGAGCAGCUUUUGAAGAUUCUACAACGAACCCUCCAUUUAACCUGUAAGCAGGGUUACAUUCUGUCUUGUAACCUACUGCACCAUCUUCUUCGUUCUACUACACUUAUCUACCCCACAGAAUAUUGCAGUGUGCCAGGUGGUUUUGACAAGCCUGUUUCUGAAUACUUUCCUAUCAAGGACUGGGGUAAACCUGGUAAUCUACAGAAACUUGAUAUUCAGUGGCAUGUUCCUUCAGCUGAAGAAGUUGCUUUUUCUUUUGAAUUGUUGGAUACUUUUCUCCAGCCAGAGCUUGACAAACUGGAGCAGUAUUCAGAUGGAAGUCUUGAAAUGUCCAGAGAUGAUGUUCAGCAGUGUCUUACUAUAGUACACAAUUGCCUUAUUGGAUCAGGAAACAUGCUGCCACCUCUGAAAGGAGAAAAAGUGGCUCACAUGGUUCCAAGUCUAGUGUCAUUGGAAGAGAUCAAACUUUAUACCGGUGUUGAAUAUGAUUUGUCGAAAGAGAAUUACAGGGAAAGAAUCUGCAAAGUGACAAGAAAACUCCUACACUUUGUACUUGACAACUCGGAGGAUGAUACUAAGUCUUUGUUCCUAAUCAUUAAGAUUAUUGGGGACCUCUUACAUUUCCAAGGUUCACAUAAGCAUGAGUUUGAUUCACGGUGGAAAAGUUUUAACUUGGUGAAGAAAUCAAUGGAGAAUAGGCUUCAAGGCAAGAAACAGCAUAUUAGAGCACUGCUCAUUGACAGAGUCAUGUUACAGCAUGAGUUAAGAACACUCACUGUUGAAGGCUGUGAAUAUAAAAAAGUACAUCAGAACUUGAUCAGGGACCUUCUUCGUUUAUCUACAAGUUCCUAUGGCCAGGUCAGGAACAAAGCUCAACAAGCCUUCUUCACAGCCUUGGGGACUUACAACUUCUGUUGCAGAGACAUCAUUCCUUUGGUUUUGGAGUUUUUGAGGCCAGAUGGAUACAGUGUCACCCAGCAACAAUUUAAAGGUGCCUUGUAUUGCCUUCUUGGGAAUCAUAGUGGAGUGUGUCUGGCAAAUCUUCAUGAUUGGGACUGCAUUGUCCAAACUUGGCCUGCAAUUGUCUCUUCUGGACUUAGCAAAGCAAUGUCUCUGGAAAAGCCAUCCAUAGUUAGACUCUUUGAUGACCUUGCAGAGAAAAUCCAUCGACAGUAUGAAACAAUAGGACUGGAUUUUACUGUCCCAGAGACAUGUAUUGAAGUUGCAGUCCUCAUGCAGAAGUCAGUGGGUCAAAACGGUGAAUGUACCAGCCUUAGUUCAGAAGAGAUUGAGCUGGGAAUUCAGCGACAGAAAGAGAGGAAUGCCGAGUCCUCUCAAAAUUAUGAAAAUUUGGUAAAUAAGCUUCUAGAUUGUGUGAAUCAAAGAAAUCUCCCUUGGAAGUUUGAGCACAUUGGCAUUGGUUUUCUCUCCCUGCUUUUAAGGGAUGACAGAGUGCUACCUGUAAGAGCCAUAAAUUUUUUUGUGGAAUGUCUCAAUCAUGAUGUCUUGGUGGUUCGCAAGAUGGCAAUCUCUGCUGUGGCUGGCAUCCUUAAGCAGCUGAAAAGGCCCCACAAAAAGAUGCUCAUCUGUCCUUUCAAAAUCAGUGGAUCCCCACAGCCUUCUAACAUCCAAGCAGGUGACAGAUCUGAUAACCAAUGGCUGCAUUAUGAGAGUGCUAGUUUACCAAAGACUAAACAAAGUUGGGAGGCCUGCCAUUUUGUGGAAAAAACACAUUGGGGAUACUACACUUGGCCUCGAAAUAUGGAAAUCUAUGCUUCUGCAGAAGAGCAACCAAAACUUGGGAGGAGUAGAAAGGAACUUUCAGAGGCAGAGCAAGUCAUUUAUGAUCACUUUUCUGAUCCUAAUUUUGUUGAGCAGUUAAUCAAGUUUCUUUCUUUAGAAGACAGAAAAGGAAAAGAUAAAUUUAAUCCACGAAGGUUUUGCCUCUUUAAGGGUCUGUUUAGAAAUUUUGAUGAUACCUUCUUACCUGUAUUGAAACCACACUUGGAACGUCUUGCUGAAGAUUCCCAUGAAAGUCCUCAACGCUGUGUAGCUGAAAUUAUAGCUGGUUUGAUAAGAGGGUCUAAACACUGGACAUUUGAAAAGGUGGAGAAUCUCUGGAAAGUUCUCUGUCCACUUCUUAGGACAGCUUUAUCCAAUAUUACAGUAGAAACUUACAAUGAUUGGGGGACAUGUAUAGCAACAUCAUGUGAGAGCAGAGAUCCCAGGAAAUUGCACUGGUUGUUUGAAUUGUUAUUGGAGUCUCCCCUGAAUGGUGAAGGAGGAUCAUUUGUUGAUGCAUGUCGUCUGUAUGUUUUGCAAGGGGGCCUUGCACAACAAGAAUGGCGAGUGCCAGAACUGCUGCACAGAUUGCUGAAAUACCUAGAGCCUAAGCUCACUCAAGUUUAUAAAAAUGUCAGAGAGAGGAUAGGAAGUGUUUUGACAUACAUCUUCAUGAUAGAUAUUUCUUUACCAAAUACUGCACUAACAAAGUCUCCCCGUGUCCAUGACUUCACUUCUCGAAUACUUGAAAAACUCAAACCUCUUAUGGAAGUGGAUGAAGAAAUUCAGAAUCAUGUUUUGGAAGAAAAUGGAAUUGGAGAGGAAGAUGAACGAACUCAGGGCAUUAAACUACUGAAAACUAUUCUAAAGUGGUUGAUGGCAAGUGCAGGGAGAGCUUUUUCUACAGCUGUUACAGAACAGCUUCAGCUUUUGCCAUUGUUUUUCAAGAUUGCGCCUGUUGAAAAUGAUCAUAGCUAUGAUGAAUUGAAGAGAGAUGCUAAAAUGUGCUUAUCAUUAAUGUCUCAGGGAUUGCUAUAUCCUCAACAAGUGCCUUUGGUACUUCAGGUGCUAAAACAAAUUGCAAAGAGUAAUUCCUGGCAUGCUAGAUAUACUGUGCUAACCUACCUCCAGACUAUGGUAUUUUAUAAUCUUUUUAUCUUCUUAAACAAUGAAGAAGCUGUGAACAACAUCAGAUGGCUGGUUAUAAAACUAUUGGAAGAUGAACAGCUUGAGGUGAGAGAGAUGGCUGCUACCACUUUGGGUGGUUUGCUCCAGUGCCAUUUCCUGGAGAUUGAUGACCCUAUGCAGACUCAUUUUGAGCAGCUCUGUAAAAUGAGACUUCCAAAGAGAAGAAAACGAGACCUCAGUACUGUAGUGGAUACCAUUCCCCCUGCAGAUUUAGUUAAACGCCAUGCUGGUGUGCUUGGACUUAGUGCGUGUAUUUUGUCCAGUCCAUAUGAUGUGCCCACGUGGAUGCCUCAACUUUUGAUGGAUCUUAGUGCCCACUUGAAUGAUCCUCAGCCUAUUGAGAUGACAGUAAAAAAAACAUUGUCAAAUUUCCGGAGAACUCACCAUGAUAACUGGCAGCAACAUAAACAACAAUUCACUGAUGACCAGCUGCUUGUCCUUACAGAUCUUUUGGUAUCACCGUGCUAUUAUGCAUAAAAGGGUGACACUGUGUUGUAAAAUCUGUACCCUUGGGCUACCUUGGAAUGGUCUUCUUGAUAUCCAGCAUGACAUAGCAAAAUGUCACCUUUCAAACAGUGCCUUGUAAUUUUUAGACUCAUUAAAUGAAACCAAUACUGUCUGGCCUUUUCCUUCCUUCAUAUAAGAAACUCUUUAGAAUUCACGUUUAAAAAUAUAAAAUUAAAAUGUAUUACCCUUUUAAUUUAAAUUGAAAGAAAAUAAUCAAAUAUAGAUGGGGCAUGUAUUGAAUAUGGUGUCAAAGAGAUUGAAACAUAAUUUUUGCUAUCCAAAAGGUGCCUUUCAAAAGGCAACUGAACUUUCUUGGGUUUUUUUCCCCUUGAAAACAUUUCACUUCUGGUCCUAGAAGCUCUUCAAUUUGGACUGAAUGGUGGGGAAUAGAAUAAUUUAUAUUCUUUGCUGUCAUCUGUUUGUUAGUACUCUUAAGAGUUGUUGAAGCCAUCUGGGGAUUUAUUUGUACUCUCAAGGUGACCUGAAUCAGCGUGCAAAUAGGUGUGGAACCUUCUUGGGACUGCUGAAAAGACUGUGUGGUAGAAACCAAGAAAGUCCAGUUGCCUUUUGAAAAGCACCUUUGGGUAACCAUGAUCUGGAUAAUUGAGAAUCUCCAUAAAUAACUUUUGCUAGUUUUCCAGUAUAUUAUCUUGAAAUCAAUUUACAUUCAUCUUGCAUUAUAUUUAUUAUAUAUGAUGAUAAAAUGGGGUUCACACCAUAUUUACAUUUUAUGUGAGACUAGUAUGGACAAUAUUUUUACACACUGCGUCGUGUUUGCAUGUGGUAGUAUACAGGAUGUGACCUUGAUAUAAUGAAGAACAACUGCACUGAGUUUACUGGCAAUCUGGUUACUUGUUAUUCUUUUAAUACAGAAGUUCUCAACUCAAAUGCAGUCCCACAGGGGUCUCAAGCAACUUGGGAAGGGGUCAUAUUUUUUAAAAGAUUUGCACAGGUAAAGUUGGAAGAAAAGGCCCAGGUAGCAUUGGGAAGAUGGCAAAACCUGAGAAUCUAGUAAUCUGGAAAAGGGAUGCAUCAAUCAAAAGAUUUUUAUUUAACUCAUUGUUUUAGCUCAUGAGUAAGGUUGAACAAAUUUGUUUAUCAUUCAAGGGAUUAUGGUAUUGCAAAGUUCGAGAAUCCUUACCUUAAUGAAUUGCCAUGUGUUCAUAUUUUCAUUGAUCUGGAAUCCCAGAAAAGGAACAAGAAAAGAGCCUCAUAUGAGGUCAGAAACUGGAGAGUGCUUGCUUUCAUGAACUUUGAAUUGAAUAGAGACCUGCUUGCCAUUGUACAGAACUGGUUUACAAUCAUGAUAAAGCUUAUCAUUUUAGUAAAUAAAUCACAAUUAACUUGGUUUGUAAAUACAUAAACUCAUAUAUCAUUUAUUUAUUAUUUAUUUUCAAGGCUUAUAGGUGGUAUAGGUGGUUCCAAUCAAUGAACCAGUAGCAAUUGGGGUAUAACACAUAUAUGUGCCCAAGGAUUCAAACUGCCUAAAGAAGUCUAUUUAAAAUAAUUGCUCAUACAGAUAGUUACAAUAACUCCGUCUCAUAAAAUACCCAAAACUUCACCAGCUUUCUGAAGAACAGGAGAGAUUGAUAAUCUUCUUUGGCAAUUGGGAAGUAGAUAGAUUAUUUUGAUAAGAGAUUUCCAUUCCAGACUCUGUGCUUAAAACAAGCAAAUGCCCUUGUUCUUGCUGAGGGUAGAUUGGCUUUUGUCAUUGUCAAAUUAUCUGUCUCUUUCAGGGUCUCAAAAAAAUAAGAGACUGCUUCAUUUCUGUAAAGAUAAAGAAACUGAAAUUUUAACUUACUGAAUAUUUGGAUUCGGUAAUUUAGAGGCUUAAGUUUGGAAUCCUUUUUAAAAGUGCAUAUAGUAUGUUCCUUGAAGAAGGUUAGAUUUCUGUUUAACUGAAGAAAAAAGCUCUGGCAUAGUAACAAGUCUCUGCAUGAAUAAGAGAAUUGUAAUUUUCUUUCAUACAUCCAUGUAAGUGUCUUGUAUUUAAGAUAAAUUCUACCUUAUGGAAUGGCUAAUAUCGCAAUUUCUCAAAUUCAAAUGGAUUGUUUAUUGAUAUCAGGUGAAUAACUGGGCACACAACCUAUAACAAUAUGCAUGCCCAACUCUUCAUUGUACCCUUGGGUAUAAGUGUAGGUAGUAAUACCAUCCCAAUUUUUAAAAAAUAUUUUUACUUUCUUUUUUAGCUCACAUGCAAAACCAAGCUAUGCAGUGCUUUGUGCUCAGUUCUCUUUCAAAUCUUAGCUUCUAAAUCCAUACUGUUAAUCUUUGUUUCAUGGCCAGAUUUUCAAUAAGAUCCUUCAUCCAGGUACUGAACUUUAACUUUCCCUGGUUUUGUAAGUGACAGCUUACAUUUUUCCAAUUUAGUAGAGCCCAUGGAAAACAACAGAUAUUUGCUAUUGUUUUGUUUCAUGUAUAUAUGUUAAUACUGAGUGGUUAAAGACCACUGGUUAUAUGGUUAAAAAUAAAAUGUUCUGUAUUGAUACUCCCACCUUUCCUCAUUCACUCUAUGUCUCUCCAUGCUGGAACAAAUAUUUAAGUUGCAUUAAAAUACAGAAGUACUGUAUCUGUCCCCACCAAAUUCCUUUUUGGUCUGACUUUGGUGGCUAUUGACUCACUACUUCACAACAUGUUACAUACAUGCUAUAUACAUGUAAAAGAUUGUAUAAAUUGUAGAGGCAUUGCAUUGACAAAGUACUGUAUAGUUUGCAAAAGUUUUACAUAAUCCAUUUGUGAGAUUAUCUUGUAAAGAUUCACACUUUUCAAUGUUAAAAUACUGCUUCAGCUUUUGUAUCCAAUUCCGAUGCCAAUUUCUUCUGGUUUAUAAUACUGCUGUUUCUCAUUAAUGAAGUUAUUUAGUUUUGGGUUUAAUAUUCAUUUAUCAUUAGUGGAUGAAUUGAUUUUUUACCAAUAUUUUUCAAUUGCUACCACCCUAAGUAAUGGUAUAUUUUAAUGUAUGGUAAAUAAUAGAAUUGAAAUCUCUCUCCCAUUUAAGAGAACAAAAACAACACAAACUUGAAAAAUACAUUCACUCUGUAUUUUUUCUUUGUUUAAAAGGAAUAUAAUAUGCUUUUAAAUCAUCUGCCUGUUGGGAAAGCAAACAUGGCAGUGUAUCCUGGACAGCAUGUCCUGAGACUCAGUGAAGAAUUAACAUGUAUAGGGUAGUGCCAAAUGCAUCUUCUUACUUUCAGUUGUGUACUUAGUUUAAAGCUGAAUAAAUUAAUUGUUUGUAAAAA